Messenger RNA from Contarinia nasturtii (swede midge), 3075 nucleotides. Its product is annotated as glutamate receptor ionotropic, kainate 2-like. Gene Ontology annotation, cellular component: plasma membrane; postsynaptic membrane. The record is from RefSeq and is a predicted model, not a curated record. The transcript is spliced from 14 exons. Lineage: Eukaryota; Metazoa; Arthropoda; Insecta; Diptera; Cecidomyiidae. Gene Ontology annotation, biological process: modulation of chemical synaptic transmission; monoatomic ion transport; synaptic transmission, glutamatergic. Gene Ontology annotation, molecular function: glutamate-gated receptor activity; transmitter-gated monoatomic ion channel activity involved in regulation of postsynaptic membrane potential. Bases 69 to 2777 code for a protein of 902 amino acids.
UGAACUGGGAACAGAACUUUUGCUGUCUCAUCUCCAAUUAACCUCAAUUCAAUUUUUAUCCGUACAAAAUGACUUUUUGUACAUUUCUAAUAAUUUUAUCAAUAAUCAAUUCUUCUGAAGCGCAAAAAAUUAUCAAAUUUGGUGUAUUUCUCAAUGCGAACGAUGUGGAGUCGUUGGAAUUGUUUAACAUUGCAAUUUUGCGUCAAAAUGCAUUCAAUACGCAAUUUCGUUUGGAACCAAUAAUCAAAAAAAUUGAAUCAAUUGACGGAUUUCAGGCUGAACAAAAAGUUUGUGAAAUGGUUGAAUCAGGUGCUGUUGCAAUUAUCGGUCCGAAAUCAUAUGAAAUUGCUGAUGUAGUUGCGUCAAUUUGUAAUGAACUAAACAUUCCACAUCUUGUGAGCUAUCAUCGUACACCAGAAAUCAAUAAAAAUCCAUAUCACAUGUUUACGCGUAAUAUUCAUCCAGAUACAAAAUUAUUGGCAAAAGCACUAGUCGAUACCAUGCAAAAUUAUCAAUGGACUCGAUUUGCUAUCAUUUAUGACAGUGACGAAGCUUUAAUUCGUUUGAAUGGCAUUUUGGAAAUGUUUACAAUUGCUGCAAAAUCAGUGACAGUGCAUAAAUUAACCGGCAAAGAUAUGAUCAAACAUAUAUUAAAGGACAUCACAAAGGCAAUGGAAAGUCAUGUGAUUAUUGAUUGCAGCAUUGAAAAUAUCGCCGAAAUAUUCAAACAAGGAUUAGACGUGAAAAUGAACGAGCACAUGUUUUUUUUCAUUACGAUGCCCGAUGGUCAUACAAUAAAUAUACCUGAAUUGGUUAAUUAUAAUACAUCCAACAUAAGGGCCAUACGAUUGAUGGCUUCAGAAGAUGUUGAAGCAAUGAAUAUCAUUGACCAAUGGAAGAAAACUAAAAAAUAUUUUAAUGCCGAACAGUCAAUUGCUGCAGAACAAGUAUAUGCACCAAAUAAAUUGAAACUUGAGGCAGCUCUGAUUAGAGACGCAAUUACAGUUGUAUACAGUGCAUUGCAGGAGAGGAAAUUAUAUCGAAAAAUAAAUGAGCCACCAACAAGAUGUGAUUUAAUCGAUCCUUAUGGAGCUGCUCAAAAUUGGCAAUACGGUAGUGAACUUCUACAAAAUAUUGACAACAAAAUUGCCAUGGGAAUAACGGGUCCAAUAAGAUUUGAUCAAUAUUAUAAAACGCGCGAAGAUUUCUCUAUGGACAUCGUUGAGUAUAGUCAAUCGGAAAAUAGCUUCAAAAGAGUAAAUGGAUGGAAUGCAAUUGAAGGACUGAAGGAACCUCGUAAAAAUGAAGUGGUGAAACCAAUAAAAAUGGAAGGUCAACAUUUUCGUGUUGUCACCGUCGAAGUUGAACCCUAUUUGACUGUAAAGAAAGGCACUCAUCAAGGAAAUGAACGUUACGAAGGAUUUGUUAAGGAUUUUAUGGAUGAAAUUGCAAACACGAAAAAGUUUACAUAUGAACUGUAUUUAUCACCCGGAAACCAACAUGGCAAACAUAAUCACAUCACCGGCAGAUGGGAUGGAAUCGUUGGUGAACUAUUGCGCGGCAAAGCCCAAUUCGCCAUUUGCGAUUUUACCAUUACACACGAACGAAUGACAGCCAUAGAUUUUUCUAGUCCUUUCAUGUCGUUAGGUAUAAGUAUAUUGUACUAUAAGAAAGAAGACAAAGCACCUGGAUUAUUGAAUUUUUUGCAGCCUCUCUCUACGAAAGUGUGGCUUUAUACGUUAACAGCUCUUCUAUGUGUAUCGAUUGCAGCCUACUUUCUGGCCAAGAUAACAAGCGCUGACUGGUUGGCUCCUCAUCCAUGCGACGAAGAUCCGGAAGAAUUGGAAAAUAUUUGGAAUAUGCACAAUUGUAUAUGGUUAACUGUGGGAUCAAUUAUGCAGCAAGGAUGUGAUAUCCUGCCAAAAGGAAUUCCAAGCCGGUUAGCAACUGCGUCAUGGUGGUUUUUUGCUUUGAUUGUGACUUCUUCAUAUACUGCAAAUAUGGCGGCUUUCUUAACCAAACAACAAAUGGAGGAAAGUUUUAAAAAUGUUGCUGAUUUGGCAAAAGAAACGAAGAUUAAGUAUGGUCUCAUGUCAGGCGGAAGUACCGAGGAAUUUUUCAAAAAUUCAAAUGAUUCAAUCUAUCAGAAGAUGUGGGCACGAAUGGAGCACAACCCAGAUGUAUUUGUUGAAACCAACAAUAAGGGAGUUCUGAGAGUGAAACAAAGUGAAGGUUCUUAUGCUUUUCUGAUGGAAUCGGCGACCAUUGACUAUGAGGUACAAAGAGAGUGUGGAAAACUUAUACGCGUUGGCGGUUUGCUAAAUUCGGCACAAUACGGAGUGGGUAUGCCAAAAUCCAGCCCAUUCCGCGACCAUUUCAAUGAGGCAAUUUUGGAUCUAAAGGAACGUCGUAUAAUUCACAAUUUAAAAGAAAAAUGGUGGAAAACACUAAACUAUAAGGAACAAAAUGGUGAAAAAUUGAAUUGCCCGAUCGUGGAAGAGGCGAAUGAUUCAGAUGACCCAGAUCUUGACGUAGAACAUAUAUUGGGCGUGUUUAUCGUUCUAAUGUCUGGCAUUGGGAUUGCGAUUUUCGUUGGCAUUUUGGAAUUUCUGUGGAACGUUCGAAAAGUAUCAGUUGCAUUAAAGAUCACACCAUCCGAAGCGUUUCGUCAAGAAUUGCUGUUUGCAUGCAAAGUAUGGUUGAGCCGAAAGCCGGUCUUGGAACAACAACAAGAAUCGCAAUCGUUAUCAUCGUUCGAUUCAUCAGGGAAAAAAUAAAAAAAGAUACAAAUUCGAAUAAAAAUUAUUAUUUAUUUUGCCCAUUGCUAACUUGAAAUGAUACAAUCCACUUGAAUUAAAGAUAUUUUAACGCAAUGCACUAACAUACAUGAAAUGUGGCAAGCAACGCACCGUGCGCGCAAUUAAAUACAUAUAAAAAAUCAACAUGCGCGCUCAAACAAUCCGAAAUGACGAACAUGAAAUCAAGAAUGCAAACGACAUAAUUGCCGGAUGUAAUGUAAAAUUAACAACAAAUAAUAAAUGUAAAACGGAAUAAAUUGAUACAGAUAGGCGCAUA